AUGUGGACGAGUGUGGCGCAAUCUCUGGCGUGUGCGAUGGUGGGGAGUGCACUAACACAGCAGGCAGCUACGUGUGCACGUGUCCACGUGGGUUCAUGACCAGCCCUGAUGGAUCACGCUGCAUUGACCAGCGGAUUGGGACAUGCUUCUCUGCGCUGAUCGGGGGCCGCUGUGCCGGGGACCUCCCUGGCCAGUACACCAAGAUGCAGUGCUGCUGUGACUCCGGGCGCUGCUGGGCCAUUGCUCAGACUCCAGAGAUGUGCCCUGUCCGGGGCUCUGAUGAGUACCGCAGGCUUUGCAUUGAAGGACUCCCAGUCGUGCCAGGGUUCCCUGGGAACUUCCCAGCAAUUCCUGGAUUCGGGCCCAAUGGUGUUGGGCCAGGACUCAAUGGGCCUGGAGGCAUUGGACCAAAUGGGGCAAAUGGACAAGGCGGGAUCCCAGGUCUGCCUGGAAUGGGCGCAGGAAGUUCAAGCAUUGGAACUGCCACUUUGAAUCAGACCAUUGACAUCUGCAAGCAUUUCACCAACCUCUGCCUGAACGGACGCUGCAUCCCCACCCCAUCCAGCUACCGCUGCGAGUGCAACAUGGGGUACAAGCAGGACGUGCGCGGGGAGUGCAUCGAUGUGGAUGAGUGCUCCAGCAGCCCCUGCGUGCAUGGUGACUGCGUGAACACACCAGGCUCCUACCACUGCAAGUGCCACGAGGGCUUCCAGAGCACCCCCACAAAGCAGGCUUGCAUUGAUAUCGAUGAGUGCAUCAUGAAUGGAGUGAUGUGUAGGAACGGCCGCUGUGUUAACACUGAUGGAAGCUUCCAGUGUAUCUGCAAUGCUGGCUUUGAAAUCACCCCUGAUGGCAAGAACUGUGUUGAUCAUGAUGAAUGCGCCACGACCAACAUGUGCCUCAAUGGGAUGUGUAUCAAUGAGGAUGGCAGCUUCAAGUGCAUCUGCAAGCCUGGUUUUGUGCUGGCUCCCAACGGGCGGUACUGUGUAGACAUCGACGAGUGUGAGACACCAGGGAUCUGUAUGAAUGGCUGGUGCAUUAACACAGAGGGCUCCUUCCGCUGCGAGUGCCUCGGGGGCCUGGCCAUCGGUGUGGAUGGACGAGUCUGUGUGGACACCCACAUGCGCAGCACGUGUUACGGAGGCAUUAAAAAGGGCACAUGUGCUCGUCCCUUCCCAGGAGCAGUCACCAAGUCUGAGUGCUGCUGUGCUAACCCAGACCAUGGCUUCGGAGAGCCCUGCCAGCCCUGUCCGGCCAAGAACUCUGCUGAAUUCCAGGCGCUCUGCAGCAGUGGCAUUGGAAUAACAGCUGAUGGCAGAGACAUCAAUGAAUGUGCCCUCAACCCUGACAUCUGCCCCAAUGGUAUGUGUGAGAACCUGCGAGGGAGCUACCGCUGCAUCUGCAACCUGGGCUACGAGUCAGAUCCCACGGGCAAGAACUGUGUGGAUGUUGAUGAAUGCACUGUCAAUCGUCUGCUGUGUGACAAUGGACUGUGCCGCAACACACCCGGCAGCUACACCUGCACCUGCCCCAAGGGCUUUGUCUUCAGGACGGAGACAGAUACCUGUGAAGAUAUCAACGAGUGCACCUCUAACCCCUGUGUGAACGGUGUCUGCAGGAACAAUGCUGGUUCCUUUGCUUGUGAGUGCUCCCCUGGCAGCAAGCUGGACCCCAGCGGCACCAUCUGCGUGGACAGCAUGAAAGGGACGUGCUGGCUGAACAUCCAGGAUGGACGUUGUGAGGUGAACAUCAACGGGGCCACACUGAAAUCGGAGUGUUGUGCCACGCUGGGGGCAGCGUGGGGCAGCCCCUGUGAGCGCUGUGAGAUUGAUACUGCCUGUCCCCGGGGAUAUGCUCGGAUGAAGGGGGUCACGUGUGAAGAUGUGAAUGAGUGCGAGGUCUUCCCUGGUGUCUGCCCAAAUGGGCGCUGUGUGAACACGGCUGGCUCUUUUCGGUGCGAGUGUCCAGAAGGACUGACCCUUGAUGGCACUGCUAGGACAUGUGUGGAUGUGCGUGUGGAACAGUGCUACAUGAAAUGGGACGAAGACGAGUGCACGGAGCCGCUGCCAGGCAAGUACCGCAUCGACAUGUGCUGCUGCUCCGUGGGCUCAGCCUGGGGCAUCGACUGUGAAGAAUGUCCCAAGGUUGGCUCCAGUGAGUACAAGGCCAUCUGCCCAAGGGGACCUGGCUUUGCCAACCGAGGAGACGUGCUUUCAGGAAGGCCUUUCUACAAAGAUGUGAAUGAAUGUAAGGUCUUCUCUGGCCUGUGCACUCAUGGGACCUGCCGAAACACCAUUGGCAGCUUCAGGUGUCUCUGUGGCAACGGCUUUGCUUUGGAUGCUGAGGAAAGGAACUGCACAGACAUCGAUGAGUGCCGCAUCUCACCAGACCUGUGUGGCCAUGGCACCUGUGUCAACACGCCGGGCAGCUUCGAGUGCGAGUGCUUUGAAGGCUACGAGAGUGGCUUCAUGAUGAUGAAGAACUGCAUGGAUAUCAAUGAGUGUGAGCGGGACCCACUGCUGUGCCGAGGUGGGAUCUGCAUGAACACAGAUGGCAGCUUCGAAUGCAUCUGCCCCCCUGGACAUGAGCUGACGUCUGAAGGGAACACUUGCAUAGAUAUCAACGAAUGCUCCCUCAGUGACAACCUGUGUCGCAAUGGACGCUGCGUCAACGUCAUUGGUACCUACCAGUGUGCCUGUGAUUCGGGUUUCCAGGCCACACUGGACAGGCAGGGCUGUGUUGACAUUGAUGAGUGCACCAUAACCAAUGGUGGCUGUGACACACACUGCUCCAACUCGGAGGGCAGCUAUGAAUGCAGCUGCAGUGAAGGCUACGCGCUGAUGCCAGACAAGAGAUCAUGUGCAGAUAUUGAUGAAUGUGAGGAUAAUCCAGACAUCUGUGAUGGGGGGCAGUGCACUAACAUCCCUGGGGAGUACCGCUGCCUCUGCUUUGAUGGCUUCAUGGCAUCCCUGGAUAUGAAGACCUGUAUUGACGUGAAUGAAUGUGAUCUCAACCCUAACAUCUGCCUGCACGGCGAGUGUGAAAACACAAAGGGCUCCUUCAUCUGUCACUGCCAGCUGGGCUACUUUGUCAAGAAGGGAACCACAGGCUGCACAGACAUUGAUGAGUGUGAGAUUGGGGCUCACAACUGUGACAUGCACGCCUCCUGCAUCAACGUGCCCGGGAGCUUCAAAUGCAAGUGUCGUACAGGCUGGCUUGGAGAUGGGCUGAAGUGCAACGACCUGGAUGAAUGCGCAACUGAAGAGCACAAGUGCAACCUGAAUGCCAACUGUGUCAACACACCAGGCUCCUACCGCUGUGCCUGCCGAGAAGGCUUCAAUGGGGAUGGCUUCUCCUGCUCUGAUGUGGAUGAGUGUGCGGACAACGUGAACCUGUGUGAGAAUGGCCAGUGCCUCAAUGCACCCGGGGGGUACCGCUGCGAGUGUGAGAUGGGCUUCAACCCCACAGAGGACAGCAAGGCCUGCCAGGACAUUGAUGAAUGCACCUUCCAGAACAUCUGUGUCUUUGGGACCUGCCAGAACCUGCCUGGGAUGUUCCGCUGUGCCUGUGAUGAAGGCUAUGAACUGGACAGGAGUGGAGGCAACUGCACAGACAUCAAUGAAUGUGCAGACCCUGUGAACUGCAUCAACGGCCUGUGUGUCAACACCCCUGGCAGCUACCUCUGCAACUGUCCACAGGACUUCGAGCUGAACCCCACUGGUGUGGGCUGUGUGGAUACCCGUGUUGGGAAUUGCUUCCUUGACACCCAGGAUCGAGGCGAUGGUGGGAUCUCCUGCAGCGCAGAGAUUGGAGUUGGGGUCACCCGGGCAUCCUGCUGCUGCUCGCUGGGGCGUGCAUGGGGCAACCCAUGUGAGCUUUGUCCUCCAGCCAACACGACUGAAUACAAGACCUUGUGCCCUGGAGGAGAAGGUUUCCGGCCCAACCCCAUCACUGUCAUCCUGGAAGAUAUCGAUGAGUGCCAGGAGCUGCCGGGCCUCUGCCAGGGUGGCAACUGUGUGAACACCUUUGGCAGCUUCCAGUGCGAGUGCCCCCUCGGCUACUACCUCAAUGAGGACACGCGCAUCUGUGAAGAUAUUGAUGAGUGCUCUGCUCACAUUGGGAUCUGUGGCCCUGGGACCUGCUACAACACCCUUGGCAACUACACCUGCGUGUGCCCCCCUGAGUACAUGCAAGUCAACGGAGGAAAUAACUGCAUGGACAUGAGGAAGGGCGUGUGCUACCGCAACUACAAUGACACGUGUGAGAAUGAGCUCUCCUUCAACAUGACCAAGAAGAUGUGCUGCUGCUCCUACAACAUUGGCAAGGCCUGGAACAAGCCAUGCGAGCCCUGCCCCACACCAGCCAGCCCUGAGUACCAGAUCCUGUGUGGGAACCAGGCCCCCGGCUUUAUCAUCGACAUCCACACAGGAAAGCCGAUCGAUAUUGAUGAGUGCAGUGAGAUCCCUGCUAUCUGCACCAAUGGUGUCUGCAUCAACCAGAUUGGCAGCUUCAGGUGCGAGUGUCCCAUUGGAUUCAGCUACAACAACAUCCUGCUCAUCUGUGAAGACAUCGACGAGUGCAGCAGUGGGGAGAACCUCUGCCAGCGCAACGCCGACUGCAUCAACAUCCCGGGCAGUUACAGGUGCGAAUGCUCAACCGGAUACAAGCUGUCGCCUAGUGGAGCCUGCGUGGGUCGCAACGAAUGCCAGGAGAUCCCCAAUGUCUGCAGCCACGGGGACUGUGUGGACACCGAGGGCAGCUACGUCUGCAUCUGCCACAACGGCUUCAAGGCCACGGGGGAGCAGACCAUGUGCAUGGAUAUUGAUGAGUGUGACCGACAGCCCUGUGGAAAUGGGACCUGCAAGAACACAGUUGGCUCCUACAACUGCCUCUGCUUCCCUGGCUUCGAGCUAACACACAACAACGACUGCAUGGACAUUGAUGAGUGUUCAUCCCUGGUGGGGCAGGUGUGUCGGAAUGGCCAGUGCAUCAACAGCAUCGGCUCCUUCCAGUGCCUAUGCCAAGAGGGGUAUGACCGGACUCCUGAUGGGAAGAACUGUGUAGAUAUCAAUGAGUGUGUGAGCCUGCCUGGGACCUGCUCCCCGGGUACCUGCCAGAACCUGGAGGGCUCCUUCCGCUGUAUCUGCCCUCCUGGCUACGAGGUCCAGAACGACAACUGCAUUGAUAUCAACGAGUGUGAAGAGGAGCCCAACAUCUGCCUUUUUGGGACGUGCACCAAUACCCCUGGCAGCUUCCAGUGCGUGUGUCCUCCAGGCUUUGUGCUGUCUGACAAUGGCCGGCGGUGCUUUGAUACUCGCCAGAGCUUCUGCUUCACUCGCUUUGACAACGGGAAGUGCUCUGUUCCCAAGGCCUUCAACACCACCAAGGCUCGCUGUUGCUGCAGCAAGAUGCCAGGAGAAGGCUGGGGAGACCCGUGUGAGCUGUGCCCGCAGGAAGGGAAUG
Nestor notabilis (Kea) is the source of this 5463-nucleotide messenger RNA. Its product is annotated as fibrillin-2-like. The record is from RefSeq and is a predicted model, not a curated record. Gene Ontology annotation, molecular function: calcium ion binding. The annotation marks the transcript as partial. Lineage: Eukaryota; Metazoa; Chordata; Aves; Psittaciformes; Psittacidae. The transcript is spliced from 42 exons.